Micromonas pusilla CCMP1545 is the source of this 501-nucleotide messenger RNA. RefSeq lists its product as uncharacterized. The record is from RefSeq and is a predicted model, not a curated record. The transcript is spliced from 2 exons. Lineage: Eukaryota; Viridiplantae; Chlorophyta; Mamiellophyceae; Mamiellales; Mamiellaceae. Bases 1 to 501 code for a protein of 166 amino acids.
AUGGUGAAGAUCAACGACCCCACCGAGAAGGAAGAAGAAGAGAAGAAGGACUGGACGCACGCGUACGCGGAAGACCUCCGCGCGGAUAUCUACACCGAGGUCAACCCGUCCCCGAAGGCGACCGUGCACCAGCGCGAGUGGAGGAAGAUUCUGAACGGCGACCCGGUCGAGAUCAACCCCUCCGUCGGCGCGGGGCUCAAGGUGAUGACGAUCAACGAGUGGUCGUCGCGAUGGAAGCAGAACGAUCGGUUCCCGGACUGCCUCGCGUGCCAAAGCGUCUCCACGAAAGAGCAUCACUUCACGCAGACGUGGUGCCGCGGGAAGCGACAGUUCGAGUCCGAGCUCCUGUGCUCGGACUGCCACAUGUUCUCGUGGCGGUCGUACAGCGAUCCGGAUUUCAUGCUGCCGGAGGAGUACGAUAAGAUUCGCUGGGAGAAGAUGGUGGAGGCGAAGGCGACCGGGAAACCGAUCGUUCGCGACUCCGCCAAGGCGCACGCGUAG